UUCGGCGUUCAUGCAUGAUAGCUCGAAAUAUAUCUUGACUAUAGGAUAGACCUGUAUACCAGCUAGACCUAUAUCAUACUGAACUAUAGAAUAUGUCGGACCAGGCAGUGAUAGAUCGGGAACGGUGGAGUUGGCGAUUUGAAUCUAUUGGGACGAACAUCGGCUUCGUAGCCUGUUUUCAGAACUUAUGGCGCUUCCCUUACCUCUGCUACGCCAAUGGCGGGUUUCUGUUCCUCAUCCCAUAUUUACUAUGUUCCAUGUUUCUUGCGAUUCCUCUCAUGUUCUUGGAGACGGCACUCGGUCAAUACACCUCCUCAGGUCCCAUCAGGGCAUGGAAGAUAUGCCCACUUUUUCAAGGUAUUGGUGUCGCCACCACUGUCGUUGCUUGGUGGCGUACCAUCUACCAUAACGUCAUCCUGGCUUGGACUCUAUACUACCUCUACAGUUCGUGCCUUGGCGGUGAGCUCCCCUGGACGAGAUGCAAUAAUGUAUGGAACACACCUUCAUGCCUUGAAAGCUCCUCUAAAUGGGUGUGCGUCAACGGAACCUAUAUCAUCGGCAACAAGUGGGAUACGUAUCCAACGGAAGCACCGCGAGCCCCAUCGUGGAACAGUAGGGAUGUAGCAGGGUCUUCAGAUAACCCUGACAAAUGUGCUUAUAAUUACCCUUCAACCACCUACCCUGCCCACGAGUUCUGGAGAUUCAAUGUGCUAAAUCAGACAGACGGAAUACAUGACGUAGGACGUAUUGUUUGGUAUCUUGCCCUAAACCUCUUCCUCGCAUGGACGCUCAUCUACUUUGGCCUCUGGAUGGGAGUCAAAUUGAGCGGCAAGAUAGCUUAUGUCACCGUUCCCUAUAUACACCUUGUACUAGCCGCAUUUUUUAUACGUGGGGUCACUUUACCAGGAGCGUAUGAUGGUUUGCGGUUUUUUCUCUACCCCAACAUAUAUCUACUUGGAAGAACACAGGUGUGGAUAGCCGCUGGAACAGAAGUUUUCUAUUCCUUCUCGAUUGGACUAGGUGCUUACACAGCCCUUGGAAGCUUCAACAAAUUCCACUACAACUUCUAUAGGUUGGUACAAAAACACUUGCUUGUAAUAUUCUCUUCUCGUGGCAAGAAAAGAAAAGCAGCGGGCACUAAGGCAAACUCAGAAUCGCUCGAUCAGCUAUACAUGAUCGUAGCCUUCUUAAAUGUUAUUACAAGUAUCUACAGUGUUAUCAUCGUCUCUUCAUUCGUUGGCUUCGUAGCGUUCGCUGAGGAUAUCCCAAUAAGUGGAGCCGUUGAUAAAGGUCCUGGUCUAUUUUUCGUGGUCUUUCCGCGUGCUUUUGCUGCAAUGCCUUCAUCAAGGGUCUCGGCAAUUUUCUUCUUCCUAGUGGUCCUAAAGAUUGGGCUAAACUCUCAGCUCGUCAUGGUGAAGGCGUUCAUCACGUCUGUCUUGGAUCUUUUCCCUACCUCGCUGCGGAUUGGGUAUUAUAAAGGGCUAUUCGUGUUGGGAGUCUGCUUUGUAAACUUCCUGAUUGGCCUUAGUAUGGUAACUCAGGGUGGUUUCUACGUCUUCACGCUCUUUAGCCACUAUGGGGAUAGUCCCUUCCCUAUUGUUUGGAUAUGUUUCUUCGAGAGCAUCGCCAUCGGAUGGUUUUAUGGAGUUAGAAAGUUCUCCCGAGACAUUGCCGAGAUGCUGAGAUGGCAACAGAUUGAAUGGUACAUAAUCUGCUGGCCAGUCACUGUUCCUAUUAUUGCUCUGCUCGUUUGGAUCGGCAACAUAGUGUACUGGGCCCCGCUGUCAUUUUCCUCUGGCUACCCGAGCUGGGCCAACGGGCUCGGCUUCUGUAUGACCCUCUCGUCGAUGGUGUGCAUUCCCGCAGGAGCGGUCUACUCCAUCUUCUACCACAUGAUCAAAGGUGAAGGGCCCACUAUGACGAGGCUGAAAAAGGUUAUCCAACCCACUAUCGUUCCCUUUCGUUACGAACUACAUGUAGAACCAGAUGGUGUGGAAAUGACCUAAUUUCAUGAGAGUCAAUUAAAAAAAAACUUUAUGUAAUAGUGGAAAAGAUUGAAAAAAAUAAUCACUUGCAGUUUUGAAGUCGUAUGCUAUCUCUGAAAUGAUACGAAAUUAUAUAAAUACUUUAAAUUGUUUAAUUUUCUUCGGUUUCAAUUUAUAUUUGAUGAUAAUUCCAAGUCAUUGGAUCGCAAACUUAUAAUAGCCUAUUCAAUUUUACCUCAAU
This is a messenger RNA of Strongylocentrotus purpuratus (purple sea urchin), 2226 nucleotides long. Its product is annotated as sodium- and chloride-dependent GABA transporter 1-like. Gene Ontology annotation, biological process: sodium ion transmembrane transport. The transcript has 14 exons. Gene Ontology annotation, cellular component: membrane. Bases 93 to 2006 code for a protein of 637 amino acids. NCBI's taxonomy places the organism in Eukaryota, Metazoa, Echinodermata, Echinoidea, Camarodonta, Strongylocentrotidae. The record is from RefSeq and is a predicted model, not a curated record.